Adineta steineri is the source of this 969-nucleotide messenger RNA. NCBI's taxonomy places the organism in Eukaryota, Metazoa, Rotifera, Eurotatoria, Adinetida, Adinetidae. The record is from the annotation of a GenBank genome assembly.
AUGCCAGUAACAAGUUUAACUGAAACCAUUCCAAAUAAAUCAAAUGUAUUUCUUUCAACAGAAAAACUUCUUCUUGAAGUUCCACAAGGUUUAUAUCAUACAAUGGCGAUUCUUAUUUUAAUUCUAUGGUAUAUUUCAUCUGGUGCAACAUUAUUUUCAAAUAAAUAUAUUCUAAGUCAUUUGGAUGGUGAUGCUUUUUUAUUAGGUACAAGUCAACUUGUUGUAUCUGUAAUUAGUGGUUAUAUUCAAAUGCGAAUUAUACAUAUGAUGAAUAAUGAAAUACAUAGACCUCCACCAAUUAUGAAAAAUGUAUAUCGUGAUAUGCUACUUAUUGGUGCAUUUCGAUGUGUGACUGUGAUUUUAGGUUUAAUUGCAUUGAAAUAUAUAGCUGUAUCAUUUCUUGCAACAAUUAAAUCUUCAUCGCCAUUAUUUACUGUUGUUAUUAGUCGAAUUAUGCUUGGAGAAAGAACAAGUAAUUGGACAAAAUUGUCAAUGAUACCAAUAACAAUUGGCCUUUGUUUAUGUAGUUCAUUUGAAUUAAGUUUUGAACUUUUUGGAUUUUUAUGUGCAUUAGGUACUAAUAUAUUUGAUUGUUUACAAAAUGUUUUUUCGAAACUUUUAAUUAGCGGUGAAAAUCAUCGUUAUACAGCUGUUGAAUUACAAUUUUGGGCAAGCUUUGUAGCUUGUAUUUUUCAAUUGCCUUUACUUUAUUAUUAUUCUGUUGCUGCAUUUGCUCUCAUGGCUUAUAUAUCUCCAAUAACACACAGUGUUGUAAAUACGGUUAAACGAGCAUUAUUAAUAUGGUUAUCUGUUAUUAUUUUCAAUAAUCCCAUAACAUUUUUAAGUGGUAUUGGAACAUUAAUGGUUAUUACUGGUGUUAUUCUAUAUAAUGAUCAGAGAGAUGGAGAUAAAAAACCCGGAAUUUUAAAUGUGAAUACUGCUACAUUGAUUACAUGGAGAGAUGUUUAA